This is a messenger RNA of Solanum dulcamara, 2421 nucleotides long. Its product is annotated as 2-hydroxyacyl-CoA lyase. The transcript is spliced from 2 exons. Gene Ontology annotation, cellular component: peroxisome. The record is from RefSeq and is a predicted model, not a curated record. Gene Ontology annotation, biological process: fatty acid alpha-oxidation. Bases 267 to 1991 code for a protein of 574 amino acids. Gene Ontology annotation, molecular function: magnesium ion binding; catalytic activity; thiamine pyrophosphate binding. Lineage: Eukaryota; Viridiplantae; Streptophyta; Magnoliopsida; Solanales; Solanaceae.
AGAAAUUGGUUACUUCUUUGUGUAUCAUUUACAUUAACAUGUACCGAAAGUAGUGAAUCAGUAGACAAAACCAAUUUCGUCAUUCCAAACACUGCCUCCGACAAACUAAAGCCGCCACGCCAGUAUCUGGGGUAGGCAGAAACUAAUAUUCUAAUGUUAAACAGAAAUCCCUUUAUAUAACCAAGCACUGCCCUUUCCAAAAUACUACUGCAUCCCAAAUUGAUCUUCCCUAAAAAAAGUGUCCUCUGUUUAUAAAACUCCUCAAAAUGUCCAACUCCGAUCACCAAACCCCAUCAACUGUCGACGGCAACACCUUCGUUUCCAUGUGCCUUGCACGUGCCGGAGUCGACCGGAUGUUCGGGGUAGUCGGAAUACCAGUUACUUCCCUUGCGAACCGGGCGGUCGGGCUCGGAAUCCGGUUUAUUGCUUUCCACAAUGAACAAUCUGCCGGUUACGCUGCUUCGGCUUAUGGUUAUCUUACCGGUCGACCCGGUAUUCUUCUCACCGUCUCCGGUCCAGGUUGUGUUCAUGGACUCGCCGGACUUUCCAAUGCAACCGUUAAUACCUGGCCCAUGGUUCUGAUUUCUGGUUCAUCUGACCAGAAAGAUAUGGGCCGGGGCGAUUUUCAAGAAUUGGACCAAAUUGAAGCUGUGAAACCCUUCUCUAAAUACUCAGCUAAAGCUACUGAUAUAACGAAGAUCCCAAGCUGUGUUUUCAGUGUUUUGGAUUGGGCGGUCUCUGGCAGGCCUGGUGGUUGUUAUUUGGAUCUUCCUACUGAUGUGCUUCAUCAGACUAUUAGUGACACUGAAGCACAGAAAUUGAUCGAUGAUGCUGAGAAUUGCAGGAAUAAAGAGGUCAUUGCUAAACCCAUUGUUCAACAUUCGGAAAUUGAAAAGGCGGCUGCUUUGUUAAGGCAAGCGGAGAGGCCUUUGAUUGUGUUUGGAAAAGGGGCUGCAUUUUCUAGAGCUGAAAAUGCUUUGAAGAAUUUAGUUCAGAGUACUGGAAUACCCUUUUUGCCAACACCAAUGGGAAAGGGUUUGUUGCCUGAUAAUCAUGAGCUAGCUGCUACUGCUGCAAGGUCACUGGCAAUCGGAAAGUGUGAUGUGGCGUUGAUCGUUGGUGCGAGGCUUAAUUGGCUUUUGCAUUUUGGAGAGCCACCAAAGUGGUCUAAGGAUGUGAAGUUUAUCUUAGUUGAUGUAGAUAAGGAGGAGAUUGAGCUUAGGAAACCAUGUUUAGGGUUGGUUGGUGAUGCGACUAAGGUUGUUGAGAGGAUACAUAAGGAGAUUAAGGAUGACCCUUUUUGUUUAGGGAAGUCUCAUCCUUGGGUUGAGGCAUUAACAAAAAAGAGUAAGGAAAAUGUUUCAAAAAUGGAGGCACAGCUGGCAAAGGAUGUCGUGCCAUUUAAUUUUAUGACACCGAUGAGAAUUAUUAGAGAUGCAAUACUGCAAUUGGGCAGUCCUGCUCCAGUUGUUGUGUCUGAAGGUGCCAAUACUAUGGAUGUGGGGCGAUCAGUAUUAGUUCAGAUGGAGCCAAGAACCCGGUUGGAUGCUGGGACAUGGGGGACAAUGGGAGUUGGUCUGGGGUACUGCAUUGCAGCUGCUGUUGCCUCACCUGAUAGGCUUGUAGUUGCUGUUGAAGGGGAUUCUGGAUUUGGCUUCAGUGCCAUGGAAGUUGAGACCCUAGUUCGCUAUCAUCUCCCUGUUGUGGUUAUAGUCUUUAACAAUGGUGGAGUAUAUGGUGGUGAUAGGAGGAACCCCGAGGAAAUUACUGGGCCUUACAAAGAAGAUCCAGCCCCCACAUCUUUUGUUCCUGGUGCAUCGUAUCAUCUUCUAAUUGAAGCCUUCGGAGGAAAAGGAUACCUUGUUGGAACACCUGAUGAGCUUAGAUCUGCACUUACUGAAUCUUUUUCUGCUAGGAAGCCUGCUGUUAUCAAUGUGACAAUUGAUCCUUAUGCUGGUGCUGAAAGUGGGAGGCUGCAGCACAAAAACUGAGGUUGGGGGUGAUGUAGAUCAAAAUGACACUACUUCAAGGACCUUCAAGCAUUGCAAGUUUUAUGGAUGAAGAUGCCAACAUGGAAGACUUGAAGAUAUUUAAUAUAUUAAGUGCACUACCAUUUUAAUUACCUUGUAAUUCUAGUGAGGGGCAAUUGGUUCUUUCUUCACUAUUUUUAGGCUUUAGUAUAAAUAGUAGAUAUUAGGGUUUCAUAAUUAGUUAUUGAAGAUAAGAAAAAUUGUCUCUUGUGAGUUUGGAAUCCCUUGUUGAAUUUCAACAUCUCUUAGUUACUACCUUCUUGAGGAUUCUAAUAGAUUAGCUGUUUUUAUUUCUCAAUUAAGUGGUGUUUUGGUUAGUUUCACCAUUACAUCUUUUAAUUGUUUGAAUUUAAUUAUGUCUAUCUCUCUUUAAUCUAUCUUCCAAUUUCUA